Triticum dicoccoides is the source of this 747-nucleotide messenger RNA. RefSeq lists its product as uncharacterized. NCBI's taxonomy places the organism in Eukaryota, Viridiplantae, Streptophyta, Magnoliopsida, Poales, Poaceae. Bases 1 to 747 code for a protein of 248 amino acids. The transcript has 3 exons. The record is from RefSeq and is a predicted model, not a curated record.
AUGAAGGAGGAGGACGGCGUCGGCACCUGCGCCUGGCUUCGAGCCCUAGCGGAGCGGCGCAUCGACGACACCCUCAUAGUGCGGUGGGCGAGCAGGUUCCAGCACCCCGUGCCCCGCACCCUGCUGGGCAAGGCCGCGGUUUCCAUACGGCAUCUGGAUCUCCACUGCUGCCGCCUUGGCCCUCCUAAUGUCGUCCAUUCUUCGGUGCCGACUGUUGAGUAUCUUGACUAUCUAUACCUGUCCGACGUGAUCAUCUCUGAGACGGCACUCCACCGCAUGAUCGAGGCCUGCCCUGUUCUCCGGGAGCUGCAUCUCUUCAUGAUCCACGGACUCCACCGCGUUUCCUUUCGCUCCUGCACCCUUACGACCAUGUCCAUGAGCACGCCCAGUGUCCCUCUCGACGAGUUCUCCGUAAGGGACACGCCAGUCCUUCAAAGCAUCACCUUCACGCACAUUGAUCUCUGGUGUAUACCAAAUUUUGCUGUUAAUUUUGGCAAGCGGAGGCUUCCAGAGUUUGUGCUUAAGCUGCCGAGCUUGGGCUCGCCGAGCCUUACUACUUUUUCUAAUAAGAUAGCCUUGCCCUUUGUAACCUCGCUCGUCUUCGGUAUGAAAUUCACAAACGGCGAAGAGCUAACCAAAGCUAUACACCUCUUAACCUUAUUCACAUGUUUGCAACGUCUCGAGAUAUUGGUAACUAUGCUGCAUGCUUUGCUUUCUAUCUACGAGCCUGGUGCCUGUCUUAUGUAG